ACACGCGAGGCUGGUAUGCAGUACUAUAAACAUUAGAUAAUAACACAAAUAUAAAUGUAUUUAUAAAUGUAAAUACAUACAAUAAUUAUCCAAAAUUAAAAAAAAAGUAUAUAAAUAUAUAUAUAUUGCGUCAUAUUUCGCGUAGUAUACAAACAAAAUAAACAUAAGAACUUAGUGAAGAGCUUUGAUAUAUUAUCAAUAUGUACAGCUUGUUUCAAAUCAUAGUAGCGCAGCUCGUUUGUCGCUUUGGGAUAGCUGCCUCAGUAUAAAUUAGUAUUUAUUUGUUUUCGGCGUGAGUGUACAUAAAUAAACUCUGAAAAAAUUCGGAGCUAUUCAGAAUAUAUAAAGCAGCAAUUUCUUAGUCUAAACAACUAUGAGUUACUUACAGUUAAUAGUACUCUUAGUUCUAUUAUCUUUUAAGCCGGCAUCUGCCGGUCGACCUCAAACUGAUACCGUGUAUCUCGCUGUCGGCACUUCAAUUGAUAUAACCGCAAACAGCUACGGAAACAAUGUGCUGCGAACAUUCUGUUAUCCGGGUAAGCCUCGCUCACUAUUCAGCCUAUUUGAGACGGUGGAACUGGUGCUCUCAAUAGCCAACGAUGACUACUCCGAAUAUGGCGGGCGAACCCCCGAAGAAGUCCUUGAGCAUUACACUGAAAAGCGUUCGUUGUUCAGCUUCACGCUCUUCUCACAGAAGCGCCAAAACAUCCAGUUAUCGCCAUUCGAACAACAAUGUAUCGGCGUUUCCUCCAAGCAGCCGUACAAUAUAAGCCUCAAACACGCACAGCUGGAUAUAUGGCGCCUCCUACAAUUGUCUCUCGGCAUUGCAGUGUUCUGGAGUGCGGGCCGCUUGGCCAAGAACAGCCUCUUUUAUUAUAUGGCGGGCAUGGUGCUCGGGAUAUGCGCCUCGCUGUUGGUCAUCAUUGCCGUUACGUCGAAACUUUUUCCUCGCCGUCCAAUGAUGUACGGCGUACUAAUCGGAGGGUGGACCAUCGGCCUUUACAUUCUCAAACAACUAUCGGACAACAUACGAGUCAUAUUAAUCACCUAUCGCGAAUAUGUGCUUUGGUAUCUGGUGAUUACUGGCUUAAUAUCGUUUCUCGUCUGCUAUCGCAUCGGACCGCCCAGGAAUCCGCGCUCGCAAAAUAUUAUUAUGUGGGUGCUACAGGCAGUUGGCUCUGCCAUCGUCUACUUCAGCAGCUGGCACACUAGUGCGUGCGUCGUCCUCCUGGUGCUCGUCUGCUCGGCCCAUUAUUGUCCGAAUUCGGUGUUGCAGUACGUGCGCAGUUUCUACAAGCGACGCUUUCCGCCCAAACGUCGCCUACUCACCCAGGAGGAGUACUAUGAGCAGGCCGUGACUGAGACAGCCCGCUCCCUGGCCGAGCUGCGCGACUACGUGAACAGCCCGAAUUGCCGCCAAUGGAGUGUUAUCAGCGCCCUACGUGACCCAAUGCGCUUUGCCUCCUUUGCCAACGGUGCUCCGCAUUUGUUUGAUGAAGAAAUCGAGGACUACUCCCGAACCAUUGAGGACUCUCUGGAAGGUGCUGACGAGGAAGAGGCCUUUGAUUUUUUGCAAUCCAGCAUGUACUAUCGACCCACCGGCAGGCUUCGAAAUGCGCAACGCACUUCGUCCAGUCCGGCCUCAUAUCCGAGACGUGCCCCGUCCCAUGGCAGGCAGCUAGGCAACAACAAUGUGAACGCACGCAACGAUUACGAGGACGACGACGAUGAUGAUGAAUUUAUGGACUAGGAGUAUACAAACAUCAUAAGAUAAGGCUUUAUAUGAUAUAUUUUUAGAAAUUUUUUUUGUCUAAUCGAUGCCAAAAGAUAAAUUGUUUUUAAGCCCUACCUAAUUUUAGCUAUAGGUCGUAAACGGACUGUAUAUAUGUAUUUGUUUGGCCCAUGUAAAUUUGGAAGACUUUAAAUGUACGUCUAUAUUUUUAUUUUGUAAAAGUCUUAAGACUUAAGACUCGCUAGUUUUUAAUUAUUUAUGUAUGUAAGUGUAGGAGCUCUAGGUCUGAUAUCAUUUGUCCCGAUAAUUUUAAAUUUGAUCCAUUUGUAAAAAAUUGCAUUUAUAUUUUAUAUUCAAAUUAACUUAAUCUUAAAUAAAUAUUAAGUGAAAAUGUCUCUCUAUUCCAUAAGGUAAGCUUAAACAGCCAUUUGUAAAACUCUCGAAAACCAAAUCUUUUCCUGCCGAAAAAAUAAAAAUUACUUUUAUAAAUA
Messenger RNA from Drosophila mojavensis, 2223 nucleotides. It is a transcript of the gene Nemp, whose product is annotated as nuclear envelope integral membrane protein 1. The record is from RefSeq and is a predicted model, not a curated record. The transcript has a single exon. Gene Ontology annotation, cellular component: nuclear envelope. NCBI's taxonomy places the organism in Eukaryota, Metazoa, Arthropoda, Insecta, Diptera, Drosophilidae. Bases 374 to 1750 code for a protein of 458 amino acids.